Ctenocephalides felis (cat flea) is the source of this 1228-nucleotide messenger RNA. RefSeq names its product serine/arginine repetitive matrix protein 1-like. Gene Ontology annotation, cellular component: spliceosomal complex. Gene Ontology annotation, biological process: regulation of mRNA splicing, via spliceosome; mRNA processing. Bases 251 to 1228 code for a protein of 325 amino acids. The record is from RefSeq and is a predicted model, not a curated record. The transcript is spliced from 6 exons. Gene Ontology annotation, molecular function: RNA binding. Lineage: Eukaryota; Metazoa; Arthropoda; Insecta; Siphonaptera; Pulicidae.
CCAUCAACUAAAGUCUCGAAAAUACCGAUUGUAGAUUAUUAUAUUAUUAAUUAAGUAUGAUUGGAUUUUUUAGUUGACUGACUUCUAUGUUAAGUAUAAGUUUUGAUAAAUUUUGGUAUUGUGAAGUGUUAUAAGACUUUAGUAGUUAUAGCAUAAUUAUUAUAUACAAAAAUUGUACUGAAUAACCGAUUUUGUGUGACAUUUUUGCCGCUCUGUCUGUUCAUUAGCUUAAUAGGAAAACGAAAUCAAGAUGAUGUAUACGGGCACAACUACCCAACAGGAUACAAGAUUCAGUGACAAGGAGAAGAAACUUAUGAAGCAAAUGAAAUUUGGGGAUUGCUUGAGUCAAAGGGUUGAUAUGAGUAAAGUAAAACUUGAUGUUUUACGUCCCUGGAUAACGCAAAAAAUUACUGAUCUGCUUCACAUUGAAGAUGAUGUUGUUGUGGAGUUUGUGUACAAUCAAUUAGAUGUGCAAUUCCCUUGUCCUAAAAAAAUGCAAAUUAACAUGACGGGUUUCUUAAAUGGAAAAAAUGCUCGACAAUUUAUGGAUGAGUUGUGGGCCCUAUUACUUUCUGCUCAAGACACGGAAUCUGGGAUUCCAGUAGAAUUUUUAGACCAAAAAAAGGAAGAAAUUAAGAAAAGAAUGGAAGAUCAAGAGAAGUCGCUGAAUAAAGAUAAAGAUGAAGAACGAGAUCGGACUGAUAAUGAAAAUGAUAACAAAAACUUUAAUGAUGACAAGCUCAAAGAUAAAGAUAAUGAUAAAUUAAAAGAUAAUGAUGCCGUUAAAUCACGUGAGCAAUCACGCGAACGUGAUAAAACUCGUGUGCGAUCUCGGGAGAGACACAGAUCGCGCGACAGGGACAGAUCGCGCGACAGGGACAGAUCGCGCGACAGGGACAGAUCGCGCGACAGAGGCAGGUCGCGCGACAGAAAUCAUCGGGGGAGAUCUCGUCACAGGGACAGGUCAAGAGAUAGAAGUGAUCGGAAUAGGGAUAGAAGGCGAGACAAAAGUAGAGAAAGGCGGCAUAGUGUUUCCCGUGAUCGUCAUUCUCGAGAUACUCGAGACAAAAAACGUUCUCGCUCGCGUUCGCAUUCUAAAGGGAAACGUAAAGAUAAAAUUAAUCAUAAAAAAGAUCUAGUCAACAAUGUGAUAAAACAAAAUUGUCUAAACCUACGACAGAUAUUAAUGGUGAAAAAAAUCGUAUUGAUGAUAAAGAGGGAGUAUUAA